AUGGAGACAUCAUGCAUAUAUACCGAAGAGAAUCUAUGCGACAGGUCAAGAGAGGCCGUAGCUUACGGCCUGGGAUAUACUGACAAAGCGGAAAUGAUUUCGGAGGACCUUGCCAGAAUCGCAUAUCACAAAGCCCUGGCGUAUCGCAUCGAAUGCAAUGUUUCGGAUACUUUUGACGAGAAUAUCAAAGAAUUCCAUGCUCAAUGUGGACUUCUUAGAUCUAGUCAAAUAGUUCCUUCUCCUGGUACUCCUGCUCAACCCGGUGCUAGAUACCAAGUUAUUCCGGUAACAGCGAAGCGCAACAUGAAGGCCGACCUGGGUCAAGAAUUAUUGGCGACGAAGAUUUUCUCACCUUUGCUUCGUCAAUGCAAGAGAGUGACUUUCCCAGAGAAAGGGUUGCAGAAGCUUGAGACUCCGUUGCUGAUGAUGGGCCUUGAAGUGGGAGAUGAUACGGCAGAUGCUGUAUCGCUACCGUUUGGUUUGGAUUUCACGUUCGGCACCGCCAUCAAGGAUCCAAGAAAUGCAUUCUCAUCGAAGGUUACGUCAUUUGAAGUUGUCCGCCAUGACUUUCAAAUUGAAAAGGGCCAGAAAAUUGGGAUAUGUGUUUGGCGCAACGAGGACCGAAUCACGAAUGAUGUUGAAGGAAGUGCUGGCCAACUGAGCGAAGCCGAACAAAGAAAGUUCUACGGACCGGCCAGAGUUGCCGUGAUUCAAACAGGUGUUGUCACCGCAGUGUAUGGGAGCAAUCGUGAGGUGUUUGCCCACAAUAUCAACACGUAUGAAGGAUGCUCCGGGGCCAUCAUCUUUUUACUAGACAAAGACCAAUCCCCGGAGUCGGUUGGGAGGGAUGACCACGGCAAGGCCAUUGGCGUCCACGCUGCAGGUCACGUGCCUCAUAAUUUGGGGAUGUCAGUAAUUGAAGGAUUCCACAACCCGCCUGACCAUCCACCAGCUCCGUCACCUCCAAGGUACCCCCCUUUGCCCCGAGAAGAACCUGCAUUACCUGGGCAGCUUCCCCCGCCACAACAGCCUCCAGUAAAAGUGCAAGCUGGAGUAACUGGCAGGGGAGUUACUAGAGAGGAACGAUUUGUCAAAAACAUCCUAAUGGAUCUAUACCAGAAUGACGAGUUCCGGAGACUCAACACCGAUCCCUCUUUGGAAAAUUUGCAUAAACAUGUCAAUCACAAAUUUUUCAGUGCUGAUAGAAGGAACAAAGAUAGGCUCAAGGCCGCUUUGCGACUAAUGGAUGCAUUGUGGACUAGAGAAGAAAGACAGAAUGCUAUAUCAAGGAGCUUUAGUUCUGAUCUCGAUGCAGCUACAGUUUUUAAUUCGAUUGAUGAUUGGGCCAAAAGAGCAGCUCACAUUUUGUCGAAUCCAAGUACCCCGAAGCCAUCGAAAAGGAGAAAGUCAGCUCUGCUGGGAUUGGGAAAGGCUAUCCUAGAUGCCAACGCUGAUCGGAGACUUUUGAAUUUCAUUCCGGCCUGGAAUGACUUGCCCAAUCCAAAUUUGAGGACCCUCAGGGACUAUGUUUCGGAGCAAGAGGUUGCUAUAAAAAUUAGGAACAAACAAGGAACUAGAUAG
Molecule: messenger RNA, 1581 nt
Organism: Seminavis robusta
Lineage: Eukaryota; Bacillariophyta; Bacillariophyceae; Naviculales; Naviculaceae
Source: the annotation of a GenBank genome assembly